Myxocyprinus asiaticus (Chinese sucker) is the source of this 4637-nucleotide messenger RNA. Its product is annotated as carbonic anhydrase 5B, mitochondrial-like. Lineage: Eukaryota; Metazoa; Chordata; Actinopteri; Cypriniformes; Catostomidae. Gene Ontology annotation, molecular function: zinc ion binding; carbonate dehydratase activity. The coding region runs from base 1291 to 2124 and encodes 277 amino acids. The transcript is spliced from 7 exons. Gene Ontology annotation, cellular component: mitochondrion; cytoplasm. The record is from RefSeq and is a predicted model, not a curated record.
GAAGCUUGAAGAGGUGUUUUUUCUUUCUUUUCUUCUUCUUCUUUUUUUGCAGGUGUCAGGUGUACAGAGUCUUAAUACAUUUACAUUUAUGCAUCUGGCAGAUGCUUUUAUCCAAAGCGACUUACAGUGCCCUUAUUACAGGGACAGUCCCCCUGGAGCAACCUGGAGUUAAGUGCCUUGCUCAAGGACACAGUGGUGGUGGCUGUGGGAAUUGAACCAGCAAUCUUUUGCUUACCAGUUCUGUGCUUUAGUCCACUACGCCACCACCACUCCAUCACUUAAUGAUAAAGAAAAUAAAGUAAAAAGAUAGAUAACUAGCCUGCUAAAAAAAAAGGUAAUAUGGUUACAAAUGAAUUGUUCAAUUUAAUAAUUUGUCAUACAGUUUGACAACUUUGACACUUGUUGUUGUUCAGUGUUCUGAGAGACAAUAUUAAAUAAGUAAAAUCAUGCAAAAACAUUUUUAAACUUUGUACAGUUGAUGAGAAUUUACAUUUAUGAAUAAAAUAUUUUUUUUAUAAUUUAUUAUAAUUUUAUUAUAAAUAUGAAAUUUAUUAUAAAUAUUUUGCUUAUAAUAUUAUAUUACAUUUAUUCUAUAUUAUGAUUAAGAUGAGAAAAGUAACAUAAUGCAUCACAUAAUGUUAAAGUGAACUCUUGUCUAGUUUUUAAGGCAAAAAAUCUGGUCAAUUCAACCCAAAAUUCUGAAGGAGACAUUUAAAAAUAAUAUUAAUAAUUUAAAAAAAAUGGUCUGCUGACUCAAGAUUCAAGCUUGAAGAGAGAGUCACCAUAAAAUGCAAUUUUAUAACAUCAACUUUUUUCACAGUUUCUGCCUUUGUGUUAAGAGAUAGAAAGUCAUAUAGGGUUAUAUCAACAUAAGGGUGAGUAAACAAUGACUACAUUUUCAUUUUUGGGUGAGCUGAUCCUUUAAUCUUAACUUUUAUAUUGUGUCAGAAGAGUUCCAUUAACAAACUUUAACGCAGUAUGAAGGAACUCUUAUAUGUUUGCUCAGUGAUGCAACGAUUGCAAGGGCAUGCCCACUCUUAAAGGUAACAUAAAACCCGUCUGUCUGUCUUUCUGUGCAUCUAGUCAGCUCUUGCUUUGGCGUUCCACGUGUCAAUUCUCUUUGAGUCAUCGAGUCUCAGGAGGAAGCAUAAUUUCCCCUUUUUUCUUUUUUUUUGUUCUCUAACGCAACCAAGAAGAACAACAAGCAGUCAGAGUCGCUUUUUUCCUCGCUUUUGGAUAGAUUUUUUAAAUUGUUCCUGUUGAGAGUUUAAGCUUUAAAUUUUAAAACAAAUGUGUAACGCGACGCAUGAGGCUGCGUUGUGCGCCAUAAAAUUGCAUCCGAUGUGGCAGGAGCCGCUCGCCGUUCCCGGUGGAGACCGACAGUCACCCAUUGACAUUGUGAUGCGCAAAAGCGUCUUUGACCCGCAACUCAAACCCCUCAAAGUGCAAUACGACCCGAGGACCUGCCAACAGAUAUGGAACAACGGCUACUCUUUUCUUGUCGAGUACGACGACACCACGGACAAAUCCACUCUGAAGGGAGGACCACUGGAGAAUCGCUUCAGACUGUGUCAGUUUCAUUUUCACUGGGGGGAGAACAACACCUGGGGCUCAGAGCACUCCAUAGAUCGCCGUCUUUACCCUGCUGAGCUCCAUAUUGUUCACUGGAACUCUGACAAGUACAGUUUAUUUGAAGAAGCUGUUAUGGAGGAAAAUGGAUUGGCUGUUAUCGGAGUCUUUCUGAAGGUUGGAAAGAGGCAUGAGGGUUUGCAGAAAUUGGUGGAUGCCUUGCCUGCUGUUCGGCACAAGGACAGUGUGGUAGAGUUCACCAAGUUUGACCCUGCAUGUCUUCUCCCGGAAAACAUUGAUGAAUAUUGGACGUACGCAGGCUCUCUGACUACUCCUCCUCUUACUGAAGCAGUGACAUGGAUCGUAAUGAAACAGCACAUUGAAGUCAGUCAUGAUCAGUUGGCAGUGUUUCGCAGCUUGCUGUUCACAUCAGCAGAGGAGCAGGUGCAAAGAAGUAUGGUCAACAACUUCCGCGUCCAGCAGGCUUUGAAGGGACGGACAGUCCGUUCCUCCUUCACCCCCUUUCUACAAGACGGUCCACCAAUGGAGCCUUAACCUACAAUCCUGUGAUUUUAAUCCAUAUCCUGACUGCCAAAAGAAGCACUGACUCAGUGGUUUGCUGAUAUCAAUAUGGUCUUAAAUUGGAUUUUAAAUGCUCAGCAUGAUUGCCAGAUUGCCCAACUCACUAAGCAGCCAGACAUUUAGGUGUAGAUUGGAAAGAUUUGGUUGAAAGGGAUAAGCAAAGAUAAAUAUAGUUAUUCAAAGGACCUGUUGAUGCUCAAAUUCCACAAAUUCCUAAGUAUCUUAAGGUUCAUGGAAUACUUUUUAAUUUUGCUGUAUUUGUACAAGUAUUGAAUAUAGUGCUGGAAUUCAAGGAGUUCUCAUUUCAAAAUGUAACAUGCACAGCAUUUCCUCUCUCGUUGUUGAGGCAAUAGGUGUCCACGUUUGAAGACAAACAGCCCCCUCUUGUGGAUGACGGAGAAAAUACACAUGCCUUGUUUUGAGGCGCCAGCCCUUGCAAGUCAUUUUUUUUUUUUUUUUUAAUCUGCCUGAGGGAAUUUCUUUAAAGCAUGAAACUGCACAAUGCUUUUGACUAUUUUUAGGUAUUUUAAGAAGAGCCAGUCUAAUCUAGAGAGAUGAUUAAGAUUUCUAAGAUUACAUUUAAAUAUUGCAGUAUAAUUAAGACAAGAAAUAUAGACUUUAUUAAAGGUGCACUGGAAAUAUAGAAAUAUGAGGGGAAGAGGAUUAGAUUAAUGCGCACAAUCGUUUAAUGAAAAAGCAUUUCUGUACUUGGUAUGUACUUACGAUUUUUUACAGAAUAUGUUAUCCUCAUCCAUAGUGCCUUUAGCAUUGUACACAAUCACUGAUUAUUUCUCCAUUACUCGCAUGUAAUCAAUAAUCUGAUCAAUUGCACAAGUUGUUGGCCACAUUUGCCUUUGGGCAAAAUAUACGUGCCUCCAAUCUUUUCCAUUAAGCUCACAUUUGUUAUUAUUGCGUAAAGGUUUUUGUCAUUGGUUUAGCAGUAUCUUUAAAGUGUAUUCAUUGUUGCUGAUUUUGUAGCAGAGAUACUGUUAGGUUUUAAUUAAGAAAUGAUUGUAGAAUUUAUUUGGGAGCACCGUGAUGUCUCUCCACUAUUUCAUUAAAUACUGGUAAGAGGGGACCUCCAUUUUUGUGCAUGUUUUUUCCAUUUAAUUUCUCCACUAGAGGCAUCAGAGGUACAUGAGAUCAGACAAAAUGUAGAUUUGGUAACUAAAGUAUGACCAACUGAUUGUUUCAUUUAAAGAUAAUUAUAUUAAUCUUGGUGCAAUCGUUGCAUUUCGUUUUUCUUUUUCUGAAAAAUGCUGGAAGAAAAUGAGACACUUAGAUUGUUUAAAACUGUGAAGAACUGAUUGUUUUCAACUGUUUCUGUUGAUAUUAAUAUUAUUUGAGUCAAGUGAUUUCGGGGAGUUGGAAGGUUUUAGAUUUGCAAGAUAUUUUGACUAGGUUGCAAAGAAACUUCAGUGUUCAGUUGUUACAUGGAGGUGAAGAAAUUGCUGAAGUAUGACAUGCUUUUUUUUUUUCUUUGCCAAGAGACGCUGGUCUCUUUGUGAUGGCUGAAUAACAAUGUUCUUGUGCAAACUGCCCCUAAAGUGGCCUCCCAUCUGAAUGGGCCACCUGGUUCUCUCCCUAUUGGGUCGAUGGUUGAAAUUCAGAGUGAUAUUAACUAGAUUGGAAAGCUGGAUUUGCACUGUCCAAAUGCUGGGUUGCAGGAAGGCUGGGAUCCCUUCCCUCCACCUGCCCAAGCCUUCAGCUCUCUGCCCUUAGUAAAAAAAAAAUAAAAAAAAUAAUAAUAAUAAUAAAAAAGAGUAGUGAACAUUCUUUCACAUUAGGAGGCCCUGGAACAAUGUUUUCUUAUUGAAGCAGAGCUGAAUAGCAUGUGAAGUCACCUUUUGUUGUUUGGAUUUGAAUUAUGCAGUGGAUGAAUUAUGGACUGAGGUUAUUAAUAUUCAAACGGACAAUCUGACUCUUUUUGCUGCAGUGGGUUUGCAUGAGGGACAUGCUUCAACCCCCCUGCUUUGUCCUUUUUAAGUAGCUUGAAGCCCUCCAUUUUUAAUGGAAAUGAAGUAUCACAGUUUUGGACACCAGAAAGUUAUCUGCAUAACUGUCACUUACCUACUAUUGCUGCCUACUAUACAUUUAAUGAUGCAAAUGUAUGCAGAACUUUGACAAUACGAUUUGAUUCUUGUACUGUGUGCAGAAACUGUAUUGUAUUCAUUAGUUUAGGAAAUGAGAGUCUUUUUGGGUCAUUUUAGUUUUGUUUAACUCUUGGGCGGACACGAGCUUGUGCCCUGGGGAUUUAAGCAGGAUAAGAGGGUGGUGCUGAAGCUUUAUGGAGGCCCCAUCUCAGCAUGCACUGUUGCACCAGGUGCUUGUUGGGUUCAGCUCAGCUGCACUAAAAGGUGCAUGUUUUGGGGUUGGGGGGGGGGGGGGUAGACAAACAUUAACAAAUGCCCAAUGUAACCUCUCAUUCAUGCUGUCUAAAAUGUGUGUAUUAACAUUUUUUAUGUGUAAAAAUGAAAUAAAACAAA